Penicillium longicatenatum is the source of this 375-nucleotide messenger RNA. RefSeq lists its product as uncharacterized. The record is from RefSeq and is a predicted model, not a curated record. The transcript is spliced from 3 exons. Lineage: Eukaryota; Fungi; Ascomycota; Eurotiomycetes; Eurotiales; Aspergillaceae. Bases 1 to 375 code for a protein of 124 amino acids.
AUGAACCCCAUCAAUGAAGGACCUGAUAAAGCCGAGAAGACGACAAAUAAGCAACAGGAUGUGACCCCAGCCAGCCAGCCCGAAAAUGACCCAAAUGAAAUGAGAAAGGAAGAAGAGGAGAAGCUCACCGAGGAGAAGACAAAGCAGAAGCCAGUCCAUGCCAUGACGCAGGCGCACUUCAUGGAAAUCGGAAUGGAUAUCUUGAGGCGACGAACUUCUGCAGCUACUGAGCUUGAGUCACUUGAGCGCCGAAUCCUUGCAGGGCUGGAGACUGAUGAAACAUUGACGCCAAAGGCCGAUGAGCUCACAGUACAGCUUGAGGCUUUGAUAAAAGAUCAAGAGAAGCUCCGUGACCUGAUGCAACGUCACUCUUGA